Molecule: messenger RNA, 576 nt
Organism: Vitis riparia (riverbank grape)
Lineage: Eukaryota; Viridiplantae; Streptophyta; Magnoliopsida; Vitales; Vitaceae
Exons: 1
Coding region: 1-576 (191 amino acids)
Source: RefSeq, a predicted model, not a curated record
AUGCAUACUAUUGAAUUUUGCUAUUUUCCAGCUACCAACAAUCCUGGUAUUUCUCUGCAAUUGUCUGCCAUCAAACUUCUUACUGGAAAUAAUUUUGAAGAAUGGUUUGAGUCCUUUAACGUGCAUAUGACUCUGCAAAAUCUGGACUUGGCUUUGAGGGUUGAUGAGCCAAGUAAGCCCACUGAUGUGAGCUCUGCAGAUGAGAGAUUAUUUUAUGAAAAAUGGGAGCACUCCAACAGGAGUUGUUUGAUGGUGAUGAAAUACACUAUAGAUAAAUCUAUCAAAGAAUGCGGGCCAAAGACGGAAAAGGACAAAGACUUCUUGGAAUAUGUGAAGGCCAAUUAUACCAAAGUUGAUAAGGCAGAAAUGGCAACUCAUUUGAAGCUUCUCACAACUACUGUAUAUGAUGGAGUUAGUGGGGUUAGAGAUCAUAUCAUCAAGUUAAGGCACUACUUCAACAAGGCAAAUGAGAUGAAAGUGGAGUUGGGUGAAAAUUUUCUGAAAUGGUUGAUACUUAAGUCUCUUCCUGUUUCCUUUAAUGCAGUGAAGUUGACUUACAAUGCCUUGAAGGAAUAA